Messenger RNA from Cinclus cinclus, 1178 nucleotides. RefSeq names its product ras homolog family member G (gene RHOG). Gene Ontology annotation, molecular function: protein kinase binding; GTP binding; GTPase activity. Bases 59 to 634 code for a protein of 191 amino acids. Gene Ontology annotation, biological process: cortical cytoskeleton organization; establishment or maintenance of cell polarity; regulation of actin cytoskeleton organization. The transcript has 2 exons. NCBI's taxonomy places the organism in Eukaryota, Metazoa, Chordata, Aves, Passeriformes, Cinclidae. The record is from RefSeq and is a predicted model, not a curated record. Gene Ontology annotation, cellular component: cytoplasmic vesicle; cell cortex; plasma membrane.
CCGCGCCGGCCCCGCGCCAUGUCCCGGGGCUGCUGAAGGGGACGCCAGGACGGCCGGGAUGCAGAGCAUCAAGUGCGUGGUGGUGGGUGACGGAGCGGUGGGCAAGACCUGCCUGCUGAUCUGCUACACCACCAACGCGUUCCCCAAGGAGUACAUCCCCACCGUGUUCGACAACUACAGCGCCCAGAACACGGUGGAUGGCAGGACUAUUAACUUAAACCUGUGGGACACGGCCGGCCAGGAGGAGUACGACCGCCUGCGGACGCUUUCCUACCCCCAGACCAACGUCUUCAUCAUCUGCUUCUCCAUCGCCAGCCCACCCUCCUACGAGAAUGUCAAGCACAAGUGGUACCCUGAGGUGUGCCACCACUGCCCCAGCGUGCCCAUCCUCCUCGUCGGCACCAAGAAGGAUCUGAGAAACAACCCUGAGACCAUGAAGCGGCUCAAGGAGCAGAACCAGGCACCCAUCACCACCCAGCAGGGCAUCAGCCUAUCGAAGCAGAUCCGUGCCGUCAAGUACCUGGAGUGCUCGGCGCUCAACCAGGAGGGCAUCAAGGAUGUGUUCACCGAGGCGGUCAGGGCCGUGCUCAACCCCGUCCCGGCCAAGCCCAAGAAGCCCUGUGUGCUCUUGUGACAGGGCUGCUGAGAGACGAUCUUGCCCCUGCCCCGGCGCCCCCACACCUCCUGCCCCCACCCACCCCAGUGCCUCCCCGAGCCUCGGUGGGGCCGGGCCGCAGCCCCAAGCCUCCAGCUUUAAUAAUACAGACCUUGUUUGCACUAACUGGCCACUGCCCCGGGGCCUGCCCUGGCUGUCAGCGUUCGCUUUUGGUGACGCCUCUCUGGUCCUGGCACAGCAACACUUCCUGAGAAGGGGAUGCCCGGGGUGGGCCAACCCCACUCCAGCCCUGCGCAUCCCACAGGACCCUGCCACCCCCAGAUCUCCAUAGGGACCUGCCACCUCCACCCUCUACACUGGCUGGGGCACAGGGGGUCCCCAGACCCUCUGUGUCAUCCCUGGCACUCGCCCAGCCCGGAGCAUCUCGUUGGCACUGCCCCAGGAUCCCGGUGGCAGCACCAGGGGCUCCUGGGGGGUCUUUGAGGUGAGCCCCACACCAGGGACCUCCAGCCCUGCUGAGAGCAGAGCCAGUGUGGCCAGUGUAGAGAGUUCUUGCCCUGGU